UACAACCGGUCCGGGUUUCUGUAAACCGUCCGUCCGAUCCAGAAAAUAACAAAAUCUGAAAUUUCACUUCUUUUUCCCCAAAAAAAACGUAUGAGAAACUAUAAGAACACUUAAAUUCCUUUCUGAGAAACCUAAUCGGCCACCGUUUUGCACGAACAGGUUAAGAAGAUGGAGGCAGAGGUAGUGGAUGCAGAGUUAGUGUUACCAAAUUAUCUCAGUUUUAAGAGAAUUCAAAUGUAUGACAAAUACCCUAAAGGCCAAUCCAGAGGCAGACACUGGAAACAUCUUAAGCAGAUUAUUCAAGCUGAAAAUUACCAGAAUUACCCUCCUGAUGAACCCAAUUAUGUCAAUAUUGAGUCACCCCCUUCUAUGCAUCCAUGCAAGAGAAUUUGCGAUAUUACAGGCUAUGAGGCACCUUACUAUGAUCCUAAGACUAAUCUCCGGUAUGCAAAUACUGAUGUUUUCAAGAUGAUCAGAUCGCUUCCAAACGAGUCUGUGCAAAGAUACCUAGGUAUGAGGAAUGCAGCUGUCGUUCUUAAGUAGUUAUGUCACUUACUCCGACAUCUGAGACAAUGUUUUCUUUUAUCAAUUGCUGCAUUAACUCUUUUACGAUGUUAAAUAGAUUUAGGGGAUGUUUGCAAGUGCUUAUGGGUGAUUAGCAGAAUGUUUGUAAAUUUCCUAUAUGGUUUAAUACAAUGAUUAUCAGUUGCCUAA
Molecule: messenger RNA, 714 nt
Organism: Medicago truncatula (barrel medic)
Lineage: Eukaryota; Viridiplantae; Streptophyta; Magnoliopsida; Fabales; Fabaceae
Product: chromatin-remodeling complex subunit ies6
Exons: 4
Coding region: 169-543 (124 amino acids)
Biological process (GO): chromatin remodeling
Cellular component (GO): Ino80 complex
Source: RefSeq, a predicted model, not a curated record